AUGUCCAUGCUGCUCCCCUCCACCUCCUCGCCCGCCACCGCCCCGCGCUCCGCCCGCUCCCGCCACAUUACAACAUUCCUCUCAUCGUUCUUCACUCUGACAGCCAUCAUUUUCCUCCUGCUGGUCCUUCUCGGGAGCAUCCGCGCGAACCGCGUGCUGGGUGAUAUCUACUUUCUGCGCAUCGACGCCUCCCACAUCAUCCCGCGCUCGUAUCCCAAGGCCGCGCUGGUGAAUAGUAUAGUGCAAACGCUGGGUCUCCGCGACUUUUACCAGGUCGGCCUGUGGAACUACUGUGAGGGCUAUGUGGACAAAGGCGUUACGUACUGCGCGCCGCCGCGGGCGCUGUAUUCGUUUGAUCCUGUCAAAAUACUGGUGAGCCAGCUGCUGGCGGGGGCGGAGAUUGCGGUCCCUCCCAGAAUCGAGAGCGCACUAACCAUGGCCCACGACGUCAGCCACUGGAUGUUUGGCUGCUUCUUCGUCGGGAUCGCCUUCUCCGCCGUCUCCUUCGCCGCCGGCUGGCUCAACUAUAAAUCGUACCGCAUCCUACCCCUACUAAUGGCGCUAAUUACAGGGACCGCGGCGCUAUUCACAACGAUCGCGGCAGUGAUCGCGACGACACUGUUUUGUGUGUUUCGGCGCGUGUUUGAGGAGCGGCCGGAUCUGAACAUUAGCGGUGACCUGGGCGUCAAGAUGUUUGUCUUUGUGUGGAUGGCGGUGGGCGCGUCGGCGGCGGCGUUUGUGGUUAGCUGUUGGGUGUGCUGCGCGCACCGCGGCUGGGGAAAGCGUGGCAGUACCACGCCGGCGAAAAGGGAGAUCUACCAUAAGCCCUUUGAUGGCGGUGAGAGUAGAGGGAGUGAUGAAACGGCGGUUCCGGGGACGAUGAUGCUGAGAGAGGGGGGGGCUCCGGCGCUGAUACGGCGGUUAGUAGUGAGGCGGUGGUUGGGGAGAAACUGCCGUUGGAACAGGCAGGACCGGAGGAUGAAGAAAGUGAGAAGUUUCUAG
This is a messenger RNA of Morchella importuna, 1002 nucleotides long. RefSeq lists its product as uncharacterized. Gene Ontology annotation, cellular component: cell cortex of cell tip; plasma membrane. The transcript has 2 exons. Gene Ontology annotation, biological process: fungal-type cell wall organization. Bases 1 to 1002 code for a protein of 333 amino acids. Lineage: Eukaryota; Fungi; Ascomycota; Pezizomycetes; Pezizales; Morchellaceae. The record is from RefSeq and is a predicted model, not a curated record.